Debaryomyces fabryi is the source of this 1098-nucleotide messenger RNA. RefSeq names its product phosphatase. Gene Ontology annotation, cellular component: plasma membrane. Gene Ontology annotation, molecular function: phosphoprotein phosphatase activity. NCBI's taxonomy places the organism in Eukaryota, Fungi, Ascomycota, Pichiomycetes, Serinales, Debaryomycetaceae. The record is from RefSeq and is a predicted model, not a curated record. The transcript has a single exon. Bases 1 to 1098 code for a protein of 365 amino acids.
AUGGAUAAGCUAAUUUCGUCUUUAUUAUGUUGUGCAGUCGAUUCCAAGGAUGAUAGCGACGACAAAAUAGUCAACCAGCAGAACAGUAGGAAUAGAAGCGGUGGUACGGGUAAACCGAGGAAUAGUAACAGCAACGGUGUGGACAAAAAUAGAAGCCCAGAAGCGAGUAGCAAGAGCAAGGAGAGGGGCCAAAUAAAGGGCGAGGACAAGGAAGUGAGUGGUCGAAAUAGGAACAAAACAACGACCAGUCCUAAAGAUAAAGUUGACCUUGUUGAAGAUGAUAAUUCGGUGAAUGAAACAGACACAAUUACCAACACAAACGAGUCGAAUCCAACGCCAAAUAACCAGUCACAAGAACAACCUGUAAUGCCCGAGGUGAUAACAGACCGGGAUGACCCGAACUACGACGACCCGAGACAUAGGGAGACCGAAACGGGAGACAUCGAAGAGGAGGAGGUUGUUUACGAAGACAACGACGAAGACUCCGAGUCGUUUAUGGAUUUGACCAAGCUUCAGGAGGGCCAGUCCUACAACGAAGAAACAGGAUGGUUGUUGGGUGUGAAGGAUGCGUCCUUUGGUAAUAAGAAGUGUCUUGUGUUGGAUUUGGAUGAAACAUUAGUUCACUCGUCGUUCAAAUACUUACGGACGGCAGACUUUGUGAUACCAGUUGAGAUUGACAACCAGGUUCACCACGUCUACGUUAUUAAAAGGCCCGGGGUGGACGAGUUUUUGGAAAAAGUGGGCAGGUGGUUUGAAGUUGUGGUGUUCACAGCUUCUGUACUGAAAUACGGCGAUCCAUUGUUGGAUAAGUUAGAUAUAUUUCAUUCUGUGCACCAUAGGUUAUUCAGAGAUUCGUGCUAUAACUACCAGGGCAACUUUAUUAAAAAUUUAUCGCAAUUGGGAAGACCUCUAACUGAUUCGAUUAUAAUCGACAAUUCACCUGCCUCGUAUAUUUUCCAUCCUCAACAUUCCAUUCCAAUCUCAAGUUGGUUCAGUGACACGCAUGAUAAUGAAUUACUUGACUUAUUACCGUUUUUGGAAGACAUAUCAAAAUCCAAUGUUGAUGAUGUGGGUUUGGUAUUGGAUAUUUCUUUGUAA